Messenger RNA from Trichoderma reesei QM6a, 1290 nucleotides. RefSeq lists its product as uncharacterized. Lineage: Eukaryota; Fungi; Ascomycota; Sordariomycetes; Hypocreales; Hypocreaceae. Gene Ontology annotation, cellular component: RNA polymerase I complex. Gene Ontology annotation, biological process: DNA-templated transcription initiation. The coding region runs from base 1 to 1290 and encodes 429 amino acids. The transcript has a single exon. The record is from RefSeq and is a predicted model, not a curated record.
AUGUCCUCCUCAAUUGCGUCGCCCGAGCCGGCGCUCUCAAAAUCGGAAAAGAAGCACAAGAAGGAGAAGAAGGACAAGUCAUCCAAGUCAGAAAAGAAGCGAGAGCGAGACGAGGACGCACUUCCCGACAGGAGCCGCAAGCACAAAAAGUCCAAGAGCGAAUCUGUGGACGAGAACAGAGAGGAGGACGCCGAGGCUUCACAACCGCCAGCCAGCAUCGACAAUGACGGCUCCGAAGUAGCGCACAAGAAGAAGAAGAAGGAGCAUAAGAAGAAGCACAAGGAAGAAGAGCCCGAAGUCGAGGCUGCCAGCCCGGAGAAGAAGAAGAAGAAAAAGUCCAAGAAGCACGCCGACGAAGAUGCCGAAACCUACGAGGAGCCUGCAGCUGCCGACGCGGAGGUCCUGGAAACCGAGAAGCCCAUCCAGAAGUCAACGACGCAGACAGCGCCCGAAGUCUAUCAACCCUCCGACAUCCCUGCCCGACCUCAGUUCCCAUUCUACAGCCAGACCGUCUCCCUCUACGAGCCCAUAUACCCCAUUGGUUGGUCGCAGCCCGUAACAAACGCCGAGUACCAACAUCUGCAGCAUCUCAAGAACAAAUACGUCCCGGCCCUGCGGGGUGUGCUCUUGAACUACAAGAACGUAGCGCUGGGUGAGAACCCUGGGCGCAAGGGCGCGGCAACGUCCGAUGACGACCAGACAGUCGUCAAGUCAAUCAACGAGUAUGCCGUUGGCUUUGGCUGGAUCACCGCUGAAGUCGAGCUGUUUGUGCCCAGCCGCGGUGCAUGGAUGGAGGGCACCAUUAACCUCCAGACUGAGGGCCACAUUGGCGUCGUCUGCUUCGGCCAGUUCAACGCUUCCAUCGAGGCUCGACGUCUGCCGUCUUCUUGGAAAUGGGUCUCUAACGAGGACCCCGAGGCGCACGGCAUGGAGGAGACGGCAUCCGUCAUCACCUCUGACGAUCAUGGCGUGGUGCGACAGAUUCACAGCACGGGCUUCUGGGUUGACGCAGACGGGAACAAGGUUAAGGGCAAGAUUCGCUUUCGUAUCCGCAACUUUGAUGUCGGUGUCAGCGGCGAGACGAGCUAUCUCAGUCUGGAGGGCACCAUGCUGGACAAGGAGGCGGAAAAGGCGCUCGUCCGCGAAGAGGCCGCCACGGCAGCUCUUAGAAAGGGCGGCCGGGGGGGACGCGGCAUCCAGCGAAGGAGAGCGCCGGAAUUUGCCAUGACACGGUUCAUGGAUGAGGAGGAGGAGCAACAACCCGCGGAGACGCCAGUUGUUGAGGCUUAG